Molecule: messenger RNA, 735 nt
Organism: Nasonia vitripennis (jewel wasp)
Lineage: Eukaryota; Metazoa; Arthropoda; Insecta; Hymenoptera; Pteromalidae
Exons: 5
Coding region: 86-613 (175 amino acids)
Source: RefSeq, a predicted model, not a curated record
UGAUAGUUAUAAUAAUACGUUACGCUUAUAGUCCCCAAUGUUUUGAAAGUCCGUACGUACAGGUUGUAUAUUUUUUGACUGAAAAAUGUCGAAUCUUUUGGAGUUAAUGGAACGAUUGAAUAAAGAGGAGGAACUUCAAUUAGCCGACAUGCAAAAUCGUUUUGCUGAACAAGACAGAAAAUAUGAAGAGUUGAAAAAAACACUGGAUUUCUACAAAGAUGAAACUCACAAGCACACAGACAGCUUCAUGAAAAGUUUAGACAAGUUAGUGUCAAAUAAACAUACGAUUGAGAAGGCUCUUAAGCGAACGGAGAACCUCACCGGUUUGUCAGUACCUCAGGAACAGCAUAGCACUGUCGUAGAUUUAGUUGCCAAAAUGGCCAACUUUGUAGGCAACAUAAACAAUGUUAUAGAUGCACCCAAUACUACUUGUCCAGAUGCCAUUCACGAGGAUGUGGUCAAUAUUAUGGAAAGAACAGAAAAUGAUUUGAAAGUCUGCCGUACAGAAGUUACUGAAAUACAGGAUCUGCUGUACAAUACAAAAUCUCUUAAUAGAUUAUUAAAUGAUUCUAACGAAGAACCUGAAAAAUUGUCUGACACAAUUCUCGCUUGAAAAAAAGGAAAAAAUGUGAUAUUUAAUUUAUGUACAGUUGUAGUUUAAGGAAAUGUUAUGAUCAACAUAAUAUAGUUAUUUGUAUUUUUUAUAAAAUAAUAAACAUAUUUUUUAUGAAUUAA